AUGCCUGACACAUUCACAGGCUGGGUCGCGCAUGACCCCAAAUCCCCACUUACCUAUGAAGCCUUCACGCCAAAGCCUUUCGAAGAAACCGACAUUGAAAUCCAAAUCACCCACUGCGGCAUCUGCGGCAGCGACAUCCACACCAUCCGCUCGGGCUGGGCACCAGCCGACUACCCCUGCGUCGUGGGUCACGAGAUAAUUGGGACAGCAACGCGCAUCGGCAGCGCAGCCAGCAACAAACAAGGCAUACAAGUAGGCGACCGCGUCGGAGUCGGCGCACAAUGCUCCUCGUGCCUACGACCUGACUGCGAAGCCUGCGCAGACGGCGAGGAAUCUUACUGUCCCAAAAUGGUGGGCACAUACAAUGGCCGAUUCCCCGACGGGAGUAAAUCCUACGGCGGGUAUGCAAACCGAUGGCGCGGGCCGGGGCAUUUCGUCUUUCGAAUCCCGGACAAGCUAUCCAGCGCGCAGGCGGCGCCGUUGCUGUGCGGUGGUGUGACGGUUUACGCGCCGCUGCGGCGCUUCGGGGCUGGCCCGGGGAAGAGGGUUGGGGUUGUUGGGAUUGGCGGGCUAGGACAUAUGGGGUUGCUGUUUGCGCGGGCAAUGGGGAGCGACUCGGUCAUUGCGAUUUCGCGAUCCUCAAGCAAGAAGGGGGAUGCGCUGGGUUCAUGGCCGUACAAGCUAGGGGCCGAUGCAUUUAUUGCCACGGGGGAAGACAAGAACUGGGCGAAGACGCACGCCAGGUCCCUGGAUAUCAUCAUCUGCACCGUGUCUGGGGAGAAUAUGCCGCUGUCUGGGUAUUUGAGGCUCCUCAAGCGGAAUGGGGUCUUUGUGCAGGUUGGUGCACCUGAGGAGCCGUUACCGGCGCUUAGGGCCUUCUCGCUCAUCCAGAAGGGUGUUAAGGUGACGGGGUCACAGAUUGGAUCUCCGGAGGAUAUUAGGCAGAUGCUGGACUUGGCGGCGGAGAAGGGGGUCAAGCCGUGGGUGCAGAGCAGGCCGAUGGAGGAGGUGAACUUGGCGUUGGAGGAGAUGCAUGGGGGGAAGGCGAGAUAUCGGUAUGUUUUGGAGAAUGGGAAGAAGACGGGGAGGUUGUAA
This is a messenger RNA of Aspergillus mulundensis, 1095 nucleotides long. Its product is annotated as NAD(P)-dependent alcohol dehydrogenase. Lineage: Eukaryota; Fungi; Ascomycota; Eurotiomycetes; Eurotiales; Aspergillaceae. The record is from RefSeq and is a predicted model, not a curated record. The transcript has a single exon. Gene Ontology annotation, biological process: alcohol metabolic process. Gene Ontology annotation, molecular function: alcohol dehydrogenase (NADP+) activity; zinc ion binding. The coding region runs from base 1 to 1095 and encodes 364 amino acids.